Molecule: messenger RNA, 1417 nt
Organism: Andrographis paniculata
Lineage: Eukaryota; Viridiplantae; Streptophyta; Magnoliopsida; Lamiales; Acanthaceae
Product: GDSL esterase/lipase At5g14450
Exons: 5
Coding region: 104-1276 (390 amino acids)
Molecular function (GO): hydrolase activity, acting on ester bonds
Source: RefSeq, a predicted model, not a curated record
GAUAGAUUUAGCUUUUCCGGCUUUCUCCCCAAAAUGGCGAAAAGUAGAGCAACGGACUCCUUCAUGCUUUUCUUUUCAUCCAGUAUUAAAUUGCUCCACUACGAUGAUCAUCGAUUCUAUGAAAAGAACAAUGGCGGAUGCAAGAGCUACUGUGUUUGUUGCUGCUGUUUUACUUUCUGUGAUCUCAGGUAUUAAUGGAAGUUCAGCUCCCGCAGCCUCGCGCUGCAAUUUCCCUGCAAUUUACAACUUCGGCGAUUCAAAUUCUGAUACUGGUGCAAUAUCAGCAGCAUUUUGGCCGAUUCCUCCGCCGUAUGGUGUAACCUAUUUUCGAAAGCCUUCAGGAAGACACUCCGAUGGCCGUCUUAUCAUAGACUUCAUUGCGGAACGGUUAAGGCUGCCGCUUUUGAGCUCCUAUCUCGAUUCCAUAGGCACAGAUUUUCGGCAUGGCGCAAAUUUUGCUACCGCAGGAUCGCCCAUUCGUAGGCAGAACGAAACGAUAAUGGAUGGCGUGAGUCCAUUCUCACUGGAUAUUCAAACUUCGCAGUUUGCUCAAUUCAAAGAUCGGACCACUGAACUACAUCGUCAUGCUGCAAGGUAUUGUGAUACAAUGACACUCCCAAACCCUAAGGAAUUCUCCAGGGCUCUCUAUACCCUUGACAUUGGCCAGAAUGACCUCGUUGUUGGUUUCAGGAAGCUGACUAUGCCUCAAAUUAAGGCUCAAAUUCCUGAUAUUAUUAAUCAGUUUGCUGCUGCCGUUGUUAAUUUGUACCAAAAAGGGUCAAGAGCUUUCUGGAUUCACAAUACGGGACCCAUUGGAUGUUUGCCAGGAACAAGAAUGUAUUUCAGAAGCAAACAGCCUGGACUUUUCGACAGCCAUGGAUGCAUCAGAGGUCACAAUGCCAUUGCUCUUGAGUUCAACCGGCAGCUCAAAGCUCGGGUCGCAUUGCUCAGGGCUCACCUUCGUCAUGCUUCCCUUGUCUACGUCGACAUCUACUCUGCUAAAUAUCACUUGAUAAGCAAUGCCAAAGUCUAUGGAUUCGAUGACCCGAUGAAGAUAUGCUGUGGGCAUCACAAGGACAACGUGCACGUAUGGUGCGGACAGAGAGUGAGGAUCAACGGGACGGAGGUGGUUGGGACGGCGUGCAGCGCGCCACGGACAUGCAUAAGCUGGGAUGGGGUUCACUACAGCGAAGCAGCUAAUGAAUGGAUUGCCACGCGCAUCCUUAACGGGUCCUAUUCUGAUCCCCCUCUGCCCAUAUCUAAUGCAUGUUCUUAAGAACACUAUACAAAAAAAGAGAGCAUGUCCUCUUCUUUUUCAAAUGAAAUUGCAAUGGAAAUUAUUAACUAUUCCCUAAAUUUGUGAAUUUAUUUUCGUUACGACGCCAUUGUUAAAGUUGACAAAAUUAAUAAUAAUUUA